AUGCGAAACGCUGUCGGUACAACGCAAGAAGGCCUUACUGAGUUUCUUCAGCAGCAUCCAUCUCUUUUUACCGUUGAAGGGGAUCAGGUGAUUUUGAAUGGAUUCGGAGAUAUUACAGCAAAAAAUAAUCCAUUGCUGCAAUCGGCGUCUAGGAAUCGAGAUUAUGAAAAAGAAGCUGUGGAUUUCUUCGUUAUGAAGCUCACUAAAUUUGGACCGGAAUUGCAGAUCAAAUCCUUGUUGGGACAUCGUUCGCAAGCAGCGCCCGAAGUACGGUUGGUCUCUGGUCGUCACCUGAAGGAGUUUUGCGAGUUCCUACAGUCACAAACGGAACAUUUCGUUGUUGAAGGUGAUCGUGUACGCUUAAAGAAUAUGCCGGAGCCGGAUGAAAAUGCAAUCGAACUAGACGACGAGGGCAAGCCACUGGCUGGUGUAAAAGCGAAACAAGCAGCGGUGGAAUACCUGAAGAGCGUUCUCGAACAGAACGAAGAUCAGCCGAUUCCGCUCGAUGUCUUCUAUCAGCGGUUUUGUCAGCGAUUCUCUCAUUCAAUUCGUCAGGACGUUGCGACGAAUCCGAAGGAAUUGCUACAGUUUCUUAAGCUCAAUAGAGGAUUGUUUUUCAUCAGAAGUAACAAGGUGACACUGGUGAAGAACCGUCCAGCUGAGGAUGGCAGCGAAAAUGGCUCAGAGGAAGGCGACGUAGAGAGCAACAACAACAGCGUAUUCCCUUUGGACCAGAACGCUCUGGCGCGAAUACAUUUUGUCAAAGCGUUAAAACCUGCUCAGGAGCUUGUUGGAAAGUUAUGUCAGGAUAUUCAGAACCAGGAGCGAAAAGUGGUUGGACUUGACUUUAAAACGGUUACUGUUGGUAUUGAUGGCGAGCUGUUUCUCUCACUCUGUGUUGUCGCCACUCAGUUCCAAAUCGGUGUGUUUGAUCUCGCUUCAAGUGACGUGAUCAUAAUGGAGAGCGGUCUAAGGGACAUACUUGAGAGCAACUCAGUUACAAAGCAUGACAAGUUCGGUAAGCCGCUUCAUGACCUUCGCUCGAUAUCAUUCGUCAAUCUUCAACGCGUUUACUAUCCUCAAUCUAUAAUGAUGAGCGACGUAACUCCUCGAAAGUUAAGUCAGUCCCCGAAUUGGGGAAUUCGUCCGAUGAAUGACGAACUGCUGCUUUCCUGUGUUGAAGAAGCGCACUGCCUUUUGUCAGCACUUUAUCAAACGCUUUCAAAUCUAAUUCCUGUGCAUUUACGAGGUCUUUUUGAGGAUAAAUGCAUUGAGGUUUUGCUGGCCAGUCCUACACGUCCACCACCGCUCUCCUUUGGUUGCGGAAGUCCAUGUCGUACCACAGCUCGUGCCAGUGGCCGUAACCUGCCAGUCGCGUACGUGCAACCAGGUAACGGUGACCGUAGCGCAGCAUGUACUCCACCCAUCUCGGCUCGUCGCAUGACGGACUCCUGCACACAGACAUUCUCAACGGGCGAAAUUCAAGUGCUCAAUGUGUUUUACGAGUGA
Messenger RNA from Angiostrongylus costaricensis, 1509 nucleotides. The record is from the annotation of a GenBank genome assembly. NCBI's taxonomy places the organism in Eukaryota, Metazoa, Nematoda, Chromadorea, Rhabditida, Metastrongylidae.